AUGAUGAUAUGGCCAAAAUAUUCAUCUACUACAAUAUUACAAGAACGUCUUUUCCUUUCCGUUUCUCCCUUAAUUAAUGUAAUUUAUUUUUUUCUCACAACUUUUCUCUCCCUCUCUCUCCUCCCCCCCUCUCAACCUCUCUCCCCUCCCCCCCUCUCCCUCUCCCCCCCCCCCUCUCUCUCUCUCACACACAGAAAGUUGUUUAUUUCUCUAUCCCCUCUCUCCUCCCCCCAUCUCCCUCUCCCCCCCUCUCUCACACACACACAGAAAGUUGUUUAUUUCUCUCUCCUCUCUCUCUCUCCCCCCCUCUCUCUCUCUCUCUCUCUCCCCCUCCCUCCCUCUCCUCUCUCCCCCCCUCUCUCUCACACACACAGAAAGUUGUCUAUUUCUCUAUCCCCUCUCGAUCACUCAGCGUUCUAUUUCUCAACUUCCAAACUGUUUUUCUUCCCUUCUAUUUUAUUUUAUAAAUCAAAGCAAAUAUUUCUCUUUUAUUCUUUCACUGUUGCAUUGUUAUUUUUAUGUCUCUCCACGGCCUUUCUUUCUUUCCAUACAAGGAUUACCUUUCUUUUAUCCAAACCCUUUCUUUCUUUCUUUCUUUCUUUCUUUCUUUCCAUGCAAGGAUUACAUUCCUUUUGUCAAACCCUUUCUUUCUUUCUUUCUUUCUUUCUUUCUUUCUUUCUUUCUUUCUUUCCAUACAAUUUUUACCUUUCUUUUGUCCAGACCCUUACUUCCUUAUUUCUUUCUUUCUUUUGUUUUUCUUUCUUUCUUUCUUUCUUUCUUUCUAUACAAGGUUUAUCUUUCUUUUGCCCAAACCCUUUCUUUUUUUUUUUUUUACUUUUCAGACAAGCUCCACAAGGUUUUGUUUUCUUUUGUUCAAACCCAUUCUUUCUUUCUUUCUUUCUUUCUUUCUUUCUUUCUUUCUUUGCUUGCUUUUUUUCUUUUCCAGACAAGUUUUCUCUUCAUUUUUCCAAACCUUUUUACUUUCUUUCUUACUCUCUUUUUUCUUUCUUUCCCGACAAAUUCUGUCUUUAUUGUCUUCAAACGCUUCUUUCUUUCUUUCUUUCUUUUUUUCUUUCUUUCUUUCUUUCUUUCUCGUCUUUUGCUGAACACUUUUCUUGUUAUUUCUUCAAGAAUCAAUUAUUUUUUCUUUCUCUUUCCUCUCAUUACACUCUCUCCGUUUUUUGUUGGUGCCUUAUCACGCUUUCACUCUCGCUCUUUGCCUCUCAUUUCCCUCUCUCUCUCUCUCUCUCUCUCUCUCUCUCUCUCUUUUCUUUCUCUUUAAUAUCUCCAUCAUCUUCCUUUUCUACAACAAUGCAUCACGUAGAGACGCUCAUUUGUCGCACCAUUAAUUUAAUCAAUCUUUCUCUCUCACUUUCUCUUUCUCUCUCUCUUAUGUCUUCUCUCUCUCUCUCUCUCUCUCCCUCUCUCGUCUUUUCUCUUCAUUUAUUUCUCUAUCUUUCUUUUUUCUCUUCCGUUCUCUUUCUUUUCUUUUUCUUUCUUUUCCAUUCUCCUUCCUCUUUCUUUCACAUUCUUCCCCCUUUCUUUCUUUUUCUUUCGCUUCUCUUUUCUUUCACUUUCUCUCUCACUCUCUCUUUUCUUUCUUUUUCUUUCUCUUCUAUUUUCAUUCACUUUCUAUCUCCUUUCUUUCUUUUUCUCUGUCUUCCUUUUCGCUUCUCUUUUUUUUCUUUCUUUUUCUCCUUAAUUCUCAUUUCUUCACAUUCUACAUUUAUUUCUCUCUCUCCCUCACUCACUCUCUCUGCAUUUGCUAUUUCUUUCUCUUCCUUGUUUGUCUUUUUCUUUCUUGCUUUUUUUCUUCCUUUUUUUCUUCUUCCUUACCUUAUCUAUCACUCAUGGCCCUUCUCUUUUAUCAUAGAUAUCCACACCAUUUAUCCACUAUCAUCACUAUUAUCAUUUCUUCCACUAUCUAUCUAUCUAUCUAUCUAUCUAUCUAUCUAUCUAUCUAUCUAUCUAUCUAUCUUUUCUGACUCUUCCCUUUUCUCUUUAACCACCUCUCUCUCUCUCUCGCUCUCUCUAUUUCUAUCUCAUCUUACCUCUCUCUCAUUCUCUGUUUCCUUCAUUACUAUCAAUCUCUUCUGUCUCUUUCUAUUUCUCUCUAACUACCACUUGCUUACUUAUUCUCUCCCACUAUCUAUCUAUCUAUCUAUCUAUCUAUCUAUCUAUCUAUUCUGUUUUUCCCCUUUCUUUUUAACUAUCUUUCUCUUUUCUUUAUUUCUAUCUAUAUCUUCUAUUUCUUUCUCCUUCCCUCUAACCACGUUUCUAUUCCUCAUUCUCUUUCACUAUCUAUCUAUCCAUCUCUUCUGCAUUUCCCCUUUCUCUUUAACCACCUCUCUCUCGUUUCUUUCUUUCUAUCCAUAUACCUCUUCUUUCUCCUUCUCUUUUUCUCUUACCACCUUUCUCUUCCUCAUUCAAUCUAUCUAUCUAUCUAUCUAUCUAUCUAUCUAUCUAUCUAUCUAUCUAUCUAUCUAUCUAUUCUCUCUCUUCCCCUUUCUCUUGAAUCAGUUCUCUCUUCUUUCUUUCUUUCUUUCUUUCUUUCUUUCUUUCUUUCUUUCUUUCUUUCUGUCUAUCUUUCCUUUCUUUCUGUCUAUCUUUUCUUUCUCUCUCUUUCUCUCUAAUCAUCUCUCUCAUUCUUUUCCUUUUUCUCUUCGUGCCACCCCCAUCCUUUUCACUCUAUCUCAACUUCACUUUAUCGCGCCUUCCCAGCAUGCAUUAUCUUGCCAAUGUAAUUAA
This is a messenger RNA of Acanthosepion pharaonis, 2748 nucleotides long. Lineage: Eukaryota; Metazoa; Mollusca; Cephalopoda; Sepiida; Sepiidae. The record is from the annotation of a GenBank genome assembly.